Messenger RNA from Cordyceps militaris CM01, 399 nucleotides. RefSeq lists its product as uncharacterized. Lineage: Eukaryota; Fungi; Ascomycota; Sordariomycetes; Hypocreales; Cordycipitaceae. The transcript has a single exon. The coding region runs from base 1 to 399 and encodes 132 amino acids. The record is from RefSeq and is a predicted model, not a curated record.
AUGUGCAAAUUCCUCCUCGAGGUUGUAUACUGCCUAUGCAAUGACAGGCACUGCAAGCAUAAAGUGGAGGAGCUGGGCGAGUCGAAGGAUACCGCUCCCGGGCACGUUGCGAGAAUAGACACCUGUCAACGCAAGGCGCGCUGCCUUCAACAGUUUACCAACAACAAACCUGAUCGGCUCCUAGUCAAGCACGGCAUGCGCCCCGAAGACGGCAACAGCAAGCCGGACUGCCCAGUGGUCACAUACGUCCUCAAGAUCAUCCCUUCCAAAGAACUAUACCCGUGCCCGAAGUGCCAGGCAGACUGUCAGUGGAAUGGCAGCCCACCGCCUUCCGUCUCGGACGACUCGGACGUCUCGGACGUCUUUGACCUGCAGGUAGUGGCCGAUGAGCUGACCUGA